Clonostachys byssicola is the source of this 732-nucleotide messenger RNA. Lineage: Eukaryota; Fungi; Ascomycota; Sordariomycetes; Hypocreales; Bionectriaceae. The record is from the annotation of a GenBank genome assembly.
AUGGUCCGGGUCGGUCAAUCAUGGGACAUGGACGAACCACAGAUUAAUAAUAAGGGAAAAGAGGUCGUACAGAACAUUGCAGAAAGUCUAGGCUGUAUAGUGUCCGCCGGAAGUGACGAAGGUGCCGCUCGGAACAUUGUCCCUGAAGAUGAAGAUGCGAUGAACGAACUGGCUCGUCGUCUUGGGGAACAAGAAGCCGUCCUUGGAUCCGAGGUGCGCGCAAAAGAACAAAUACUAGAGGACGAACAGUGCCCUGAGGGUCUUUGUACAGAUCCUGUUUCUGUCCCCCCCCUCGGCUUCAAUCACGAAGAUUAUAACGCCCCUCAAGUCGAACACGACAAGGACUCACUUGGCGAGUCAUCAACAAGUUCGGCGGUACCCAACACAGGUUUUGAGCCUACAUGUACCCGAGAUGGCGAUGAGUCAGAGCCGCAACUUUGCUCCCCUCAGUCUCUCCGUGAAGAUUCAGCAACUUAUAUUGAGAUACCAACCAACGACAGAGAACCUUUAUUCUCAGCAUUUUUCAAUCGCGGCCAGCCUUUUGUACGACCAGAUGUCGAAUGCCCCGUUUUGACAGCGGGCGGUGACCUUGAGCACAUCUCAAUGGAACGCUAUUCGGAUCAUGGCGUUCUGUGUCCGGACGUGUUGACUAUAUAUGAGAAUAGCCAGCUGUCGAAUAAUGAAGUUUCCGAGCCCAUCUUAGUUCCCUCAGUUAAGAACGAUACACUUUAA